Cynoglossus semilaevis (tongue sole) is the source of this 1456-nucleotide messenger RNA. RefSeq names its product teleost multiple tissue opsin b (gene tmtopsb). Gene Ontology annotation, molecular function: G protein-coupled receptor activity. The record is from RefSeq and is a predicted model, not a curated record. Bases 168 to 1430 code for a protein of 420 amino acids. Gene Ontology annotation, cellular component: membrane. Lineage: Eukaryota; Metazoa; Chordata; Actinopteri; Pleuronectiformes; Cynoglossidae. The transcript is spliced from 4 exons. Gene Ontology annotation, biological process: G protein-coupled receptor signaling pathway.
ACACCACUCCUGUCUCCAGUCAAAGUUGUCUCACAUCCUCCUGACUCCUCUGUCCGCGCGCUCCUCCAGUUGAACGCGUAAACCCACCGUCGGGAACCAAUGCUUCCAUCCCGCUGCGCUCACCCGGGGCUGCUCCUCACUCCAGGCUCCAGGCUCCUCAGCCCGGCAUGAUCUUGUGCAACGAAAGCCUGAACUGCGUGCAAUGUCCCGUAGGAGAGGGAGGAGGAGCCGAAAACACAGCGGCAGCACCGACGGACGCGUACGCCAGGGCGCCAGGUGGAGGCGGCGGCGUCACGCUGCCUCCUCUGUCCCUGACGCCCAGCGGCCACCUGGUGGUGGCGUUGUGCCUGGGCUUCAUCGGCACCCUGGGGUUCCUCAGUAACUUCCUGGUUCUAACCCUGUUCUGUCGGUAUCGGACGCUGCGCACACCCAUGAACCUGCUGCUGGUCAGCAUCUCCUUCAGCGACCUGCUGGUCUGCGUCCUGGGGACGCCGUUCAGCUUCGCGGCCAGUACGCAGGGACGGUGGCUGAUCGGACGCGUCGGCUGCGUCUGGUACGGUUUCGUGAACUCGUGUUUGGGAAUUUUCUCCCUCAUAAUUCUGGCCGUCAUCUCCUACGAACGCUACUGUACCAUGAUGGCGCCCACUAUAGCCGACGGCAGGGAUUUCCGCCCGGCCCUGGGAGGGAUCUGCUUCUCCUGUCUCUACUCUGUGGUCUGGACAGUUCCGCCUCUCCUGGGCUGGAGCCGUUAUGGGCCAGAGGGCCCGGGGACCACCUGCUCCGUGGACUGGAAGACCCAGACGUUGAACAACGUCUCCUACAUCGUGUGUCUGUUUGUCUUCUGUCUGCUGCUGCCGUUCUGCGUCAUCCUCCACUCCUACGGUAAACUGCUGCUGGCCAUCAGACAGGUCAGGAGUUCUGUGGUGGCUCGUCGCAGAGAGGAGCGAGUGUUGGUGAUGGUGGUCAUCAUGGUGUCGUGUUAUCUGGUCUGCUGGCUGCCGUACGGCGUCGUUGCUCUGAUUUCAACUUUUGGAUCCUCUGACCUUGUGACACCAGAAGUGAGCAUCGCACCAUCCCUGUUGGCCAAAUUCUCCACCGUCAUCAACCCUUUUAUUUACAUCUUCAUGAACAAACAGUUUUACAGGUGUUUCCUGGCAUUGCUUAAUUGCUCUAACCCUGAACUCAGCUCCAACAUGAAGACGUUUUCUCGACCAACCAUAACACUUCGAACCUUCCAUCAGGAGAAGAAACAUCACGUGUCGCCUCAGGCUCCACCUUCAGCUCUGCCCACACCCAGCUCCGGCCACAGAUCCUCACGCCAUGCUGCAGAUCCCGCUUCUCCAUCGAACCAAAGCUGCAACUCUUCACACCCUCCUUCUGAAAAUGGCCACACUCCUAAAGUGAUCCUGGUGGCCCACUACAGGGAAUAAGAGGAGCAGGAACCGCAGCAUCAGCA